UCCGCUCCCCACAGAGAUGGCUGGUGGUCGCUUUCGCUGCCUGAGCUGCCUUCUCGCGUACACGGCCGCGCUGCUUCUCAGGGUCUCCCGCCACGAUGUGGAGGCUGCAGAAGGAAAGCAAGUCAUUCAUAAAAGAGUUGGAGACUCUGUGGAGCUUUUAUCAAAUUUACCAACUGAAGGCGUCAUAAGGGCAGAAUGGAAAUAUAAAAACUCACCAGUAGCAAUCAAAGGUUCAGGUCUUACUGCAAACAAUCCAUUUCAGGGCAGAGUGGAGUUCAAUAACAUAAGCCUUAGUUUAACAAUAAAAGACCUGACUCUUCAAGAUUCUGGUGAAUUCAGUUUUAGUUCAUCAACAGACAAACAAAGACCUGCAGUCUUCCUCACUUUGCAAAUUCACGAGCCGAUAUCCACAAAUUCAAUUGUGUUUUCAAACAUCACUCAGCCUGGACCAAAUGGAUUUUGUACAGUUUUUCUGGAGUGCAACGCAAAUCCUCACAGCGACGUCACCUACAUCUGGACUGUGGGAACACAAACCAGAAGUGGCUCCAGGCUGCAAUACAGCAUUAGACCACAAGAUGGCGACACCACAUUCACCUGCAAUGCCUCCAAUGUUGUCAGUGAGGAGUUAACAUCUGAAACACUGAGAUGUAGCAACAACACAGGAUCUACAGGCUCUAAUGACGAUACAGGAAUCCCAAUCCUAGUCUGGAUUAUUGUUGCAGCAGUUGGAGGUUUACUGAUCAUUAUUAUAAUCAUAGUGGUGAGCGCAUGUCUCUGCAAAAGAAGAUGGUCUGGCAGUGACUCAAACGAACUCACAGUUUAUGCCGAUAUCUCAGAUUUUUCAUCUGAAGUUAGUCCCACUGACAAGCCCUGCUCUCUGUACGACACUAUCGACAACAGAAACAGCCCGGAUCACCAGAUGCCUCAGACGAUCUACGACAAGAUCCAGAUUGAACGGAUGAGGAAGGCUUCAGUGUCUCCGUACCAGGAGGUUUCCUAGACGGUUUGAACCUUUACAGUUUGGUGCACCUCAGAAAAAAAGUCAGAAAACACCUGGUAGCGUUUAACGGUUCCUGUGUAAUGGAGGAACCAUUAGAGCCGAGCGUAAUUUUGUGACAUUUUCAGUAACUUUAAGAUUGUGGGCAAUUUUGCUCCAAGGACGUGUUGUCCAAGUUACACAUUAUACCUGUUCAUGUCAAUGAGGGCUUUGGCAUUUACAUGUAAUGUCAGACCCUCUUCAGACCUGGAAAACAAAAGAGAUGAUCUAUUAACAUGUUUGUUGGUUGAUAAAGACAAACAGUCCACUGGAAAUGUAUCCAAACCCCUGGAUCUGUUUCCACAUUUUGUCACAUUCCGACUAUGAUUUGUGUGAUAAACAGCACAAAGUAGCAUAUAAUUUGGAAGUGGGAGGAAAAUUAUACAUGUUCUGUAAAAGAUGCAGUGAAUUUGGUUUCGGACUCUUCAACCUGUGAAUCUCUGUAGCUCCUCAAGAGUGACCGUAUAGUAUCCUUGGUUGCUUAUUGAAUUGAUACGUAGUUCUCAUGUGACAAAACACUUUGGGGAACUUUGUAGCUGUCAGCCAUCUUGGUAGGGAUCAUAACUAUAUGUAAUGGUAGUUGCUAUGGAGUUGCUAUGACAAUAAACAACCCACAAGCUUAGAACUAGCUCUUGCCUCGUUUCUGUCUAAUUAAUAAACAAUAAAAGUACAUUACAACUACUACUCAGUUACAAUUUUUUAGUACCUUCAUUUUAUUGGACUGGAAGCUGUAGUUCAUCUAUGUUUUACAUCUUCUACCAAGAUGGCAGUUCAGUGGUGUGGAUCACUUCCAGUUCAGAUUCGUGGGAAUUAUGUAUUAAUGUGUGUGAAGUUUCAACAAAUAAAGCCCAUUUUCUCACUCUUUGGAGCAACAAAAAGAGAGGUUAAGAUAAUUAGUCAAAUUUCUAAAAUAAUACACAUAUCAGAUAUCGGUGGAUGAUAUGCAAAUUAAUAAUAAAAAAAAUUGAUAAAACCUAAUUUAGGGACGAUGAUCUGCAAAAUGGAUUAUUGUUCAUUUAAAAUGUGUCCAUGUUUUUUCCUAAUUUUAAACUGGGAUGUGUAUAACUUUGUUUUAAAAAGUGCAACUGGGCUCUGUAACUUAUGUUUGUACAUCUUGUAAAUAUAUAGAUGAUAUUAAAAAAUGUAUAUCUUGUUGAGGUUCACUUGUUGCCUUUCCUCCAGAUGUAUAUCUGCUUUUUAUGUUUUUUUUUUUAUUUAUUUUUUAAACCAUCUGUACUAUAAUAAAAUUUUACAUUUUGUCUGA
Molecule: messenger RNA, 2300 nt
Organism: Poecilia reticulata (guppy)
Lineage: Eukaryota; Metazoa; Chordata; Actinopteri; Cyprinodontiformes; Poeciliidae
Product: SLAM family member 9-like
Cellular component (GO): membrane
Source: RefSeq, a predicted model, not a curated record